UAAUAGAAAAUAUUAAAUAUGGCAUUCUUAAAGAAAUUCAAGAAGUUGUUCUCCAAGAAAUCAAAGACUGAAAGCGUUCCUGAUGAACAGCAGCCUAAAGAGGAGUCAAAGGACCACAAGAUUCUAGAUUUGUUCUCAGGCCUUUCUAUUUAUAAAGAAAAAGUCAUCCCUGUUGAGAAAUGUACCGAAUGUGAUAAGAUUAUUUAAAAACCCAGUUGUUGCUCAGACCUGUUUAUGUCUUAUUUGCAAGGAUUGAUUUGAACAGAAUGAAGCCUUGGUCUGACCAAAAUGCAAUAAAGGAAUAAGUGGUGUCAACACAACCCAAGAUGUCCAGCUACUGUUUGACAACAUAAACCAUCUUUUAGAGAUGAAAGAGCAUUCCACAGAUUUGCUGAGAGGAAUCAAAGAGUCAAAUACCGAGACGAAUAACUUUGCGAAUACGUUACUUGGUAUAGAAGAAGCAAAGGAUUCAACUCACUGAUAG
Molecule: messenger RNA, 484 nt
Organism: Moneuplotes crassus
Lineage: Eukaryota; Ciliophora; Spirotrichea; Euplotida; Euplotidae
Source: the annotation of a GenBank genome assembly